This is a messenger RNA of Lizanozyma spartinae, 2829 nucleotides long. RefSeq names its product MCM DNA helicase complex subunit (gene MCM6). NCBI's taxonomy places the organism in Eukaryota, Fungi, Ascomycota, Pichiomycetes, Serinales, Debaryomycetaceae. The coding region runs from base 1 to 2829 and encodes 942 amino acids. The transcript has a single exon. Gene Ontology annotation, molecular function: single-stranded DNA binding; ATP binding; single-stranded 3'-5' DNA helicase activity. Gene Ontology annotation, biological process: double-strand break repair via break-induced replication; DNA replication initiation; mitotic DNA replication. Gene Ontology annotation, cellular component: nucleus; MCM complex. The record is from RefSeq and is a predicted model, not a curated record.
AUGCUGUCGGAUGCAGCACACAUGCUUGAAUCGUCCCGGGCGAUUUCUUCCGGUCGUUUCGGUGGGAGUAGCUCCAUGCCCGGAAUGGACAGUGAAGGACCAUCAUCAUCUCAAGCAACCAAUGGUGGUGGUGGUGCCCCCAUUUUUGGUAAUGGGACCACUGAAUCGAUCCCUGAAGAGCCAAUGGUGGUGGGGAAAAGAAAACUGAUCAGAGUUCCCAAGGUUGUUGAUGUUACGGGGGAGAAGGUUCAAGAAGGGUUUGAAGUAUUCUUGGAACUGGAAUUUGCUAUUGAAGGACAAUUGGCACCUUUAUACAUCCAGCAGAUUGAAGCCAUGGAUAAAUUGGAACAAAGUACAAUUUAUGUGAAUUUUCAAGAUUUACUUUCCGUUGAAGGAGGUGUGUUGGCCACAGCUAUUUUGGAGCAAUAUUAUCGGUUUCUGCCUUUCCUUGUUAAAGGGUUGAAAAGAGUUAUUAGGAAACAUUAUCCCAAAUUACUUAGAACAAAUGUUCUUGAUAAUAAUAAUGAAUCUGAGGAUAAUGGUAAUUCUGAUACGGCCACUUCGCUUGAGAAUCCUUUGGAUAGCGAAAGAAUCUUUCAAAUUGCAUUCUAUAAUUUGCCUAUAACUCUGAGAAUUAGAGAUUUGCGUACAGAGAACAUUGGAACACUUAUGGGUAUUCUGGGGACUGUCACUAGAACUUCUGAGGUUAGACCAGAAUUAUUCAAGGCAACGUUCACUUGUGAUAUGUGUGCAGCUAUAAUUCAAGGUGUAGAUCAAGUCUUCAAGUACACUGAACCAACUGCAUGUCCUUCAUGUGAAAACCAAUCAUACUUUACCUUGAAUGUUGCUAAAUCUCAAUUCAUAGAUUGGCAAAGAGUAAGAAUCCAAGAGAACCCCAAUGAAAUCCCUACUGGUUCAAUGCCUAGAACGUUGGAUGUGAUCUUGAGAGGUGAAACGGUGGAAAGAGCAAAACCAGGUGAUAGAUGUAAGUUCACCGGUACUGAAAUCGUUAUACCCGAUGUGGCCCAAUUGGGGUUGCCCGGAGUUAAGCCCCAAUCGGUCAAAGAGAAUAAGCAAUCAAUGGGUGAGUUAAAUAGUGGUGUCACAGGUUUAAAAGCUUUGGGAGUAAGAGAUCUAUCUUAUAAGAUUGCCUUCUAUGCUACUCAUGUUUCUUCAAUGGUUACUAGAAAUAAUACAGAACUGGAUGAUAGUAAUAAUAGUGCCAUAAAUGCAGCUCUCCUUGAUAGAAAUGAAGAUAAUGGAGAAGAUGAACAAGAAUUAUUUAUUAGUACCCUUUCUGAUCCAGAAAUUGACCAAUUAAAAUUAAUGGUUCGUGAUAAUCAUAUUUAUAAUCGUUUAGUUCAAUCCAUUGCUCCUGCUGUUUAUGGUCAUGAUGUGGUAAAGAAGGGAAUUCUUUUACAAUUACUUGGAGGUGUUCAUAAGAAAACCUUUGAUGGUAUUAAUUUACGUGGUGAUAUUAAUAUUUGUAUUGUGGGAGAUCCUUCUACUUCCAAGUCUCAAUUCCUUAAAUAUGUUUGUCAAUUGGCACCCAGAGCUGUAUAUACCAGUGGUAAAGCAAGUUCUGCUGCUGGGUUAACUGCAGCUGUAGUUAGAGAUGAAGAAAGUGGUGAAUAUACUAUUGAAGCUGGGGCUUUAAUGUUAGCUGAUAAUGGGAUUUGUUGUAUUGAUGAAUUUGAUAAAAUGGAUCCUCUGGACCAGGUUGCUAUUCAUGAAGCCAUGGAACAACAAACCAUUUCAAUUGCUAAAGCAGGUAUUCAUGCUACUUUAAAUGCCAGAACCAGUAUUUUGGCAGCUGCUAAUCCUAUUGGAGGUCGAUAUAAUCGGAAGGUUGGUUUAAGAGCCAAUUUAAACAUGACAGCACCCAUUAUGUCACGUUUUGACUUAUUUUUUGUUAUUUUGGAUGAUUGUAACGAAAGGAUUGAUACUCAAUUAGCCAGUCAUAUUGUUGAUUUGCAUAUGCUUAGAGAUGAGGCCAUAAAUCCACCUUAUUCAGCUGAAGAAGUGAAUCGGUAUAUUCAAUAUGCUCGGUUGUUUAAGCCUAUUAUGAAGGCUGAAGCUCGGAAGUUUCUUAUUGAAAAGUAUCAAGAGUUGAGAGCUGAUGAUGCACAAGGAUUGGGUAGAAGUUCCUAUAGAAUUACCGUCAGACAAUUGGAAUCUAUGAUUCGGUUAUCUGAAGCCAUUGCUAGAGCCAAUUGCAGUGAAUUCAUUGAAAGAGAGUUUGUCAAUGAAGCAUAUGAUUUAUUAAGACAAUCUAUUAUUAGGGUUGAAAUGGAAGACAUUGAAAUAGAUGAAGAAGAAGAGACUAGCGUACAAGCCCUUAACAUUGAGACCAGUACCGACAAUAAUGAUAAUAAUAAUAAUAUUGAACAAGAAACUACUGCUGUUGUUGAUCCACAAGAAAAUAAAGAGCCAGCAAUACGAAAACCCAAGGCAAGUAUUACCUACGACAAAUAUCUUUCCAUUAUGAAUUAUGUCGUCAAGUGUAUUACAGAUGAUGAUGUUCGUGGAGGAGAAGGUCUUACCGCACAAGAGAUAGUUGACUACUACUUGGCUCAGAAGGAAGAUGAGAUUGAAGGCGAGGCAGAAUAUUAUAACGAACGGAAGAUUGCCUUUAAAGUGUUGAAGAAAUUAGUGGCAGAUAGAAUACUUAUGAGCAUCACUAGUAGUUCAGAUGGAGGAUUACGAUCUGAAUCAAUGGAAGAUGGAGCUGAGUCACAAGUGAGAACUAUUUACAUUGUUCACCCCAACAAUGCCAUUUUAGAUUACUUUGAUCAGACAGGGGGUCAAGUAGAAGAUGAUGAGAGUUGA